This is a messenger RNA of Pyrus x bretschneideri (Chinese white pear), 366 nucleotides long. RefSeq lists its product as uncharacterized. The coding region runs from base 1 to 366 and encodes 121 amino acids. The transcript is spliced from 2 exons. Lineage: Eukaryota; Viridiplantae; Streptophyta; Magnoliopsida; Rosales; Rosaceae. Gene Ontology annotation, molecular function: protein binding. The record is from RefSeq and is a predicted model, not a curated record.
AUGGAGAAUCUAAACCAAUUGGAUCUCUCCUCAAACGAGUUAACUGGAUCGGUGCUGAACGAUUUCAGCGAGUUGAAGUCUCUGUCGAGCGCGCUCAACCUAUCGUACAAUCACUUCUCGGGAAAGAUUCCGAAAUCCCUCGGCGAUUUACCCUUGACGGAUUCGGAUUCGGGCAACCCGGAAAAGGCAAAGAGGGGAAAAGGGGAGGGGGAUCUCGUCGCGAUCGACAAACCUGGACGAGCUGUUGAGGGCGUCGGCGUACGUGCUGGGGAAGAGCGGACUGGGGAUCGUGUACAAAGUGGUGCUCGGGAAUGGAAUCCCGGUGGCGGUAAGGAGGUUGGGGGAGGGCGGGGAUCAGAGGUAUAA